AUGGUAGAGUGGUGCUUACCUCAAGAUAUCGACCUCGAAGGUGUUGAGUUCAAGUCUAUGGCCAGUGGUUCCCAUAAAAUUCAGUCUGAUUUCAUAUAUUUCCGGAAGGGGCCCUUCUUUGGCCUGGCGUGCUUUGCCAACAUGCCUGUGGAAAGUGAGCUGGAACGUGGUGCACGAAUGAAGUCUGUGGGCAUCCUCUCUCCCUCCUACACCUUGCUCUACCGCUACAUGCACUUCUUGGAGAACCAGGUUCGACACCAGCUGGAGAUGCCAGGACAUUACUCUCAUCUGGCUGCCUUCUACGAGGACAAGAAAGGGCUGCUUCAUACUGGUCCCGGCAGAGGCAGCAGCCUGCCCCCUGUCUGCUGGCUGCCUUCCAUCCACCGAUACAUGUCUCAGUUUAUUAAGUUCUUUGGAGAGCAGAUCCUCAUCCUCUGGAAAUUUGCCUUACUUCGAAAGCGCAUUUUGAUCUUUUCUCCUCCACCUGUGGGUGUCGUGUGCUAUAGAGUGUACUGCUGCUGCUGUCUGGCCAACGUCUCAUUGCCUGGCAUCGGGGGCACCAUUCCUGAGUCCAAGCCUUUCUUCUAUGUGAACGUGGCUGACAUUGAGAGCCUGGAGGUAGAGGUGUCCUAUGUGGCCUGCACCACAGAGAAGAUCUUCGAGGAGAAGCGGGAGCUGUAUGACGUCUAUGUGGACAACCAGAAUGUGAAGACACACCACGACCACCUGCAGCCGCUGCUGAAGAUCAACAGCGCUGACAGGGAAAAGUACCGGCGGCUCAAUGAACAGAGGCAGAUGCUGUUGUACUCCCAGGAAGUGGAAGAAGACUACAACCCUUGUGAAGAGGACCUCUUUGUGCUGUUUUUCCUUGAACAAAACAACCGGAUAUUUCAGACUUUGUUGGAGGUGUCUGCCAGUCAAGACAAAACUCUAACAGCAGAGCAUGCCCGGGGCAUGGGCCUAGACCCCCAAGGAGACCGGAGCUUUCUCCUGGACCUGCUGGAGGCCUAUGGCAUUGACGUCAUGCUGGUCAUUGACAACCCUUGUUGCCCAUAGGAAGAGGAACACAAGACUGGGAGCCACCUCACGUGGGAUGACAGCAGCCUGGAGUUCACCCCAGGUCUCCAAAGGGCCUGAUUUUUUAUUAAGUUGACACAAAGGAAUAUUGUUUAUACUUUCCAACAAAUGUGAUUUUUGCAGUUUCCUUUCUGCCCUUUUCCCUGAGGUGAGGUGAGAUCACCUUGAUUCUGUGUCCUGCCUUGUUAGGAUGCUGGAAUCCGCCACUUUUUCUCAGAGCAGCUUCUUCUUUGGGUUUGGUCUUAGGAGUUGUAUCACUAGGAGUGGGUCAAGCUCUGGAAACUUCGGGAUGGAUUGUUCAGAAAGCCUGGAUGGCCUUUGUCCCUUGAUGCAUUCAAGAAUAAGACAACCAUCUUGUCCAGUGUGGCCUUAGAUGUUCAUCUCCCUACAAGUGAUAACCAGACCAGAGGACCUGCCAAGGCUUUCACCAGUUCUGGGAGUCAGUAGUCUCGGGAUCUGAUCCCUUUUCCUGUUUAUUAUGGCAACUCUGUGUCUUCUCUGUUGACUUGAGUAGGGACCAUGGGGAGGGACAGAAGGAUGCUUCUGACACCAAAUAGGACAGAAUGCUUAACAGAGAGUUGAAAACCAAAAUUGUAGAACGAAGCCUUGAAACCUUUCUCAAAGUAACUUAAUGGUGGCCACUCAAUAGAAUUUUCCCCUUCUCUGAACCCCUCCCCUUGGGAUGGGUUGGCAGAGUCCUUAGGGGCAGUGCCAGCCUUAGCACUUGCAAGCAAUUCACUUUGCAAUUUAGUCUCUUUUAAGGGCUAAAUAUCCUCUUGGAAUAAUUUGAGUAUUUUUAAAGAGUAGCUUUUGGGCCACCAGAGGGUAGAGUGGUUGAGGUCUGAAUGGACUAGAGAAGCAGUCUUAAUUUCUCCGUGUAAUGAGAGUUCUCUGGAGGCAGGACCAGCCUAGCCUCUGGAGCAGUAUAGAUGUCCAGGAUUCUGAUAUCUAGCAAGGAUCUGAGCUGUUAGCUCAGAGGGUGGAGUGUGAAGUAAUAAGACUGGCUGUCACUUUGGAGCUCUCAAAAAACAAACUUUUCAUUAGCAGAGAUAUGACAUUCCUUAGGCUAAGUAAUUGGGUCUAGAGACCUAACAAGAUUUGUUGAGAAAAUUUGACAGUGCCUUCACCCAGGAAAGUGGUCAGGAACCAGAGUGUCAGGGAAGUAUUUAUCCACUUUCCUCUGAAGUGUUCUGGUCUGGGGUGAGUCCUCUUGCUACCUGUGUGUCAGCUGGCAUCUUAAAGGAUGGCAGCUUCAGUGUUUGUCAGCCAUUCCAAAAGCCAGCAUCUGUGAGUGAAAUUUAGGCCUUUUUGGCCAUGGUUGAGGAUUUUGGCGGGAUACUGGGUUGUUGGUGACAAAUAAACUCUUCCUCUUUACCCUUCCUGGCCAGUUCUGAUACUGGAGCAACCUUCGAUGCAUCUGUAUCUGUGGCCAAGACCCAGUCAGGCUAAUGUACACAGCAGGGAGGAAUAACCUUCAAACUGAUGGAUCACACGCCUCAUCUCAAAAUGAGGUUCUUAGGGCUUACUGUUUUAUUCAAAAGUCUCCUCACUGUAGCUCCUUGAUAUGGAACUCAAGACCGAAGAAAUUCACAUGUAUGGAAAAGCAAAUAGAUGUUGCUUAAUCAAGGUGGCAACUUUAUGUAAAUAUAUAAAUAAGUUGGGCAUUGAAAUGUAAAUUGUAUGGUUAAUACAUUUUUCUCCUCUGC
Carlito syrichta (Philippine tarsier) is the source of this 2783-nucleotide messenger RNA. RefSeq names its product KIAA1147 ortholog (gene DENND11). The transcript has 8 exons. Bases 1 to 1056 code for a protein of 351 amino acids. The record is from RefSeq and is a predicted model, not a curated record. Gene Ontology annotation, cellular component: cytoplasm. NCBI's taxonomy places the organism in Eukaryota, Metazoa, Chordata, Mammalia, Primates, Tarsiidae.